This is a messenger RNA of Clupea harengus (Atlantic herring), 2182 nucleotides long. RefSeq names its product triacylglycerol hydrolase DDHD2-like. Gene Ontology annotation, molecular function: glycerophospholipase activity; triacylglycerol lipase activity; metal ion binding. The record is from RefSeq and is a predicted model, not a curated record. Gene Ontology annotation, cellular component: COPII-coated ER to Golgi transport vesicle; cytoplasm. Lineage: Eukaryota; Metazoa; Chordata; Actinopteri; Clupeiformes; Clupeidae.
ACAGAAAAUAAAUACCUCCUUUAGGAUCACUCUUGCAGCUUUAGAAUUUUGUCAAUUGUAAAUUCAACAUCUGACACUUCAUUACCGUCACAGAAACAAAAUACUACUAUUAUGAUUAUGAUAAAUAUAGAACUCUUCAUAUUAGAAUAUAUUCUAUUUACAUUGUGUAGCUAUGCGCUAUAAUGGAGGGUUCCAAAUCGGGAGUUGUAAAAUUCCACAGAACUUGGACAAGUGGACAAGUGAAUAUCACGCGAGGGGGGCGAGGUUGUGUGGCGUCCAGCGACUAUUGUGUAUAAUGGACCAAGGUUCGGCUGUUUCCACCUAUGAACCGGUCCAACCUCACUGGGUCUAUCAAACGCAUGUGGAUGGUCAAGAUCUGUGGGUGGCCUUCAGCCAGUACGACUCAGACAAACUCAACCAAGGUUUGGAGAGGGUGACGGAGGCGCAGGAGGAAGUGGUGGCCACAGAUAGGGCCCACUAUGACGUCCUGCUGAAGGAGCGCAUCCGACGGGCAGCCUACUGGGAAGAGGAGCCCACUGCGGUCCUUCGGGGCACGUGGUUCUACAAGGGUGCCAAGGACCACCACUACAUACCAUACCCAGAGUCCAUCAGUGAACGUCUGGAGUUGGCAUAUAGAGAGGCUAUGCUGCAAAACCAGUGGAGGAAGACAGUAGAGUUUCCAACUGGUGAAGUAGUCAUUCUUCAGAGCCCCAAGCUUGCCACACAGUGGCCUUCAGUAACAUCAGUAGACGAAUGGGCCUCCACUGAUCAUAACUGUUCAGUGAAAAGGGGAAUAGAGAAUACUGGUGCUGAGAUACCCGGGGGGGAACCUGAAACUGUGGAUCACCUGGUGUUCAUGGUACAUGGGAUUGGGCCUUCAUGUGAUAUCCGCUUUCGAACCAUCAUCUCAUGUGUAAAUGACUUUCGUCAUGCGACACAGGGAUUGGUGGAGACUCAUUGCAGGACGGCACUGGCCGAGGGCCAGAUCGGCCGAGUGGAGUUCCUGCCAGUUGACUGGCAUAGCCCCCUACACGGUGAUGCCACUGGAGUAGACAAGGUGAUACAGUGCAUCACCCUCCCCAGCGUCGAACGACUCCGAAACUUUGCCAACGAGUCAUUACUUGAUCUGUUCUUCUACAGCAGCCCCACUUACUGCCAGGUCAUCCUGGACACUGUGGCCACUGAGCUCAACCGCCUCCACGGCCUGUUCUGCUCACGUCACCCCAACUUCCAGGGCCAGGUGUCUCUAGUGGGACACAGUCUAGGCUCUCUCAUUCUGUUUGACCUCCUGACUAACCAGGUGGUUGGCUCGGGCCACCCUAACACCCCUGUGGACCUCGGCAGAGGUGCAGGGGCCAUUUUGGCUCCUAGUCCACAGAGCCGUGGCCUGAGAGCAACAGUGAGCGGUGUGGAAUCGGACGGACACCAGCACUCCACCAAAUACAACCGCAUGCGUCUGAUCAGCAGCAGUGUGGAUAAUGACAGUUUCGACUUAGGGGUUGGCCAGGUGUCCAUCCGGUAUCCUCAGCUCUCCUUCAACCCCUACAUGCUCUUUGCUUUGGGCUCCCCCAUCGGAAUGUUCCUGACAGUCAGAGGCCUCAGGCACAUCGAACCUCACUACUCCUUACCUACCUGCAAGGGCUUCUACAACAUCUACCAUCCUCUGGACCCAGUGGCAUAUCGUAUUGAGCCUCUGAUCCAGUCCAAUACAUACAUGCCGCCUGUCCUUAUUCCUCACAUCACAGCUAAGAGGACACACCCUUACUUUGGGCACAGUGUGGAACGCCUGACCACAGACCUGAAGCACAAGAUGACCUACGUCCUCCUCUAUGCCUGGCAGUACUUAAUUCGUCCACCUUCAAGCAGCAGACAGAGCAUUCAAGGUUCAUCAGCUUCACAGCAACAAGAGUCCAGCAAACUCCUACCCCAGUCUGAGAGGACAAAUUGCAUCAGUACUGGAAGGCUUAACAGGGGGCGCAGGAUUGACUACGUCCUCCAACAAACAACCAUGGAGAGUAUCAACGAAUACCUGUUUGCCAUCCAGAGUCAUUUGUGUUACUGGGAGUCAGAGGACACAGCCUUACUACUCCUGAGAGAAAUCUAUGACGAGUCUGGUAUUGUGUUUGAGAACCUGCCAUCAUAGACACAAAUAAAGUCAUUAAAACAUGAAAUUAACACUCUG